AUGCAAGUGGCUUUAAAUGCGUUUCGGACAGCAUGCCAAGCAGUGAAUCCCUAUUUGGCUGUACAAAAGGCAAUAGAUGUCCAAUCGACUAACGUUUCUAUUGGAAAGUCGCUUUAUAACAGAUGCCAAAAUUUCAAGAUAGUGUUGAUCGGUUUCGGGAAAGCCGUUUUACCGAUGACAGCUGCCGCCGAAAAAUCCUUGGGCGAUCUGAUCAAAGCGGGAAUUGUUGUAGCCCCGAGAGGCUCUUUGAGAUCAAAUAAUUUCCAAUCAAAUGUCAUUUACGCAUAUGAGGCGGCAACGAACAAUUUACCCGAUGAAGAUUCAUUAAUUGCUACUGAAAAGAUUUUGCAGUAUCGAACUUACCAAAAAUUCACUAAAGCAGUUUUAGGUGGAGGAUCAGCGCUCUUUUCUUCUCCGAGAACUGAGAUUUCAUUGAGCCAAAAAUUAGAAACGAUUCGGUCUCUAACAAGUCGUGGAGCAACCAUUCAACAAUUGAAUAUUGUUCGUCAGCGACUUUCUCGUGUGAAAGGUGGAAAGAUCCUAAAACGCAUCACUAGCGGAAGAGUAUUUUCUUUAAUUGUUUCCGAUAUAAUCAACGAUCCAGUGGAACUAAUUGCUUCUGGACCGACAAUAUUUGCGGGAAAUGAAAAUAUUACCCCAAACGACGUGAUCCAAGCUCUGAAAGCCGAGAAAGAUCUUCCUCGAGAAGUUGUUUCAUUGUUACAGGCGGAAGAAACAGCUCCAAUCCCAAGCUGCAGUUGGAACUAUCAAAUUAUCUCAAGCAAUUCGGUUGCCUUAGCUGCGGUGGAGAACUUCUUCAGAGAGCAACAAUUUUCUCCUCUGAUUGUCUCCCGGAGUUUGUGUGGAAAUGCAACCGAUGUUGGCAAAAAGCUGGCUGAUUUAGCAUCGGUUGCUAGUAUGGAGAGUCUGAAAUUCAAGCUUUCCCAGACGUUUCCAAAGCUGGAAGUCAAAACAAAUUCGAGGCAUGUAGCGUUGAUUUUUGGCGGCGAAACGACCGUUCUUGUUCAAGGAAAUGGAAAGGGAGGCCGAAAUCAAGAAAUAUGUUUAUCGGCUUUGGUCGAAUGCAAAAAGAUGUUUCAUGGACAGCACUUCACCAAAUUUCUCAUCCUUAGUUGCGGAACUGAUGGCCAGGAUGGACCGACCGAUGCUGCUGGUGCUUAUUUCGCCUCAGAAGCCGUUGAUGUGGAUUCGGCCGAAACUUACCUAAAGAACUCGGACUCCUACUCAUUUUGGGAAAGAUUUGAAGAUGGCAUUUACCAUGUCAAAACUGGGCCGACUCAUACAAAUGUAAUGGACAUCCAAAUGGUUCUCAUUGACUUUGAAAACAAUUUAAACGAG
This is a messenger RNA of Mesorhabditis belari, 1359 nucleotides long. The record is from the annotation of a GenBank genome assembly. Lineage: Eukaryota; Metazoa; Nematoda; Chromadorea; Rhabditida; Rhabditidae.